AUGAUAAGAGACAUACGGGAGAAUCCUCGCAAACUACCGAUGGAUGUUGUGAUCGAUCGUCGGCGGGGUCUGCCAAUCCGACCAGCUUCGCAAAUUAUCCCACAAAAGCAGCUGCGAUAUUUGCGACAUCACGCGAGCUUGAUGAGGCCGAAGACGGUUGGAAGCUUGGCGGAGCUUCACGGCAAGAUAAACUCGGAUGCUAUUCUCGACUACACGGUUAGUCGAGACAACGAGCGACUGCGAAGCUUUUUCGAGCCGCAAGCGAACACCCUCCUUCUGACGACUGAUAGGCUGCUUGGUUCAUUGAACAAUAUAUCUUCGCUGCACGCCGAUGCAACGUACAAGACGGCACCUCGUGAGAUAUGCAAGCAAAUCUUCACUUUGCAUGCCAAUUGGCAGGGCCACGUAGGCAUCAUCGCGUGUGCCCUCAUGAAUGAAAGCAACGCAGACGCAUAUGCGUGGGUCUUGAGAUGUUUAAAGGAGAAGGCAUCGACCCUGGAGGUUCCAUCGUAUAUGGGCGAUUGGGAUCUUGCGAUACGUGCUGCCGUCCACUCAGAAUUUCCGCAGGCUACGCUCCACGGCUGUUGGUUUCAUUACUCACAGUGCCUGGUAAGGAGAGCCGGAGGGAUGGGCUUGGCGACCGCCAUCCGACGUCCCGGUCUCGUCCUCUCGAGGUUCCUGUCUUUUUUGGCGUUGCCUCUUCUCCCAGCGCCCCUAAUCGUGAGUACUUUCGAGUACUUCUCCGAACAAGCGCGGUUGUCCCAUGCUGGAUUUUCGAAGUUUCUCAAGUAUGUGGAGUCCCAUUGGCUCAACACGGUUGGUCCCGGCAACCUCUCGGUCCAUGGGUUGGUCCAGAGGACCAACAAUGACGUCGAAAGUCACAACGCCAAGCUGUUGCGCCAGGCCCGCCGCUCGCAUGGGACCGUCUGGAACAUCAUUUCCGUUCUCAUGGGUUUGCUGCAGGAUGCAGCCGUCGAUCGAGUUAGUCAUGAGAUUGGUGAUACGAAUCUGCUGUCCAAACCGAGUCGCGCUACCAAAGACAACAGGAUGAUCCUCGAACACUCCUGGGGACUCCUGGAUAGCGGUGAAAUCGACGGAAUUGAAUUCAUAAACCGGGUGAAAUACAAAGUGGGUAGGAGGAACCACUGGCGAAACCUAACGACGGUGGAUGCUGCGUUGCCAAGGGAUCCGAUCCUCCAGCGUUGGGUAGAUGAAAUGAACGCCCGAAACUCGAUGAACCGGCUCACGGAAACCACGGACACCGCCGGCGGGGAACUCGUGGUUGACCAUGGCUCCGACGAAAUCGAAUCAAGUAGUGACGAUGAACCGGUCUUGGCACGCACGGCUUCCGCGGGUGAUCUCGACGCGAGUACUCUGGACACUUCGUCCGAAGUCCUGCUCGAACAAGAUGAUCGAGAGCGAGCCGAUGCCGGCGCAGUCGUAGCGCAGUCAUUCUUUGAACCCCUUCAUGGACUUCCUGCAUGCGAUGAAAACUCCAAUCUCUAUGGGGACCACUCGUACGCUAGCGAUUUGCCUUUAGCACAGACCUUAGAAUGUCGUCGAGUCAAGUUCGAAUCAAGCCGCAAGAAUGAAUCGCUCCUGGCACUUGCGGCAUCCGAGGGCGAUCCCCGCGCGAGAAUCUUGGUCACAGCGCCUGGGCGCCUGCUCGCAUACGACCAUCUAGGGCGAGCCGACGCCGCAGGAUCGUCGUCUCCACCUAAUUCUGAUACUCCUAUUCAAGAUAGAAACUUCAAGAUCUUCGAGGACCACUCGUACGCUUGCAAUUCGUUUAGAGCACAGACCUCGGAAUGGCGACGAGUCGAGUUCGAAUCAAGCUGCAAGAAUGAACCGUCAUCCCUUCUACCUCCGUCAGAAAUUCCCCGAGACGAUGAAAAUUCGAACUUCCUAAAAGAUCACUCGUAUGCUUCUGCAGGGUUCCCGUCCAAUCUAAGGAACUUGUGUUGGCUCCAAGUCGAGAAUUCGAAUCCUCAGAUACCAGCGAUGAGCAAUCAGAUGGGCCGAGUGAUAAGAGAAGCUCUCGGGAAAGAAGCGGACGUGGUCCUUGUUCGAACGGACAACCUCUCAGUGCGUCGUUCCGACCUGGAAACACUCCGCAAUCAAAACUGGCUGAACGACACCAUAAUGAACGCCUACCUGAAUCUCAUCAGCAAGCGAAGCAAGAUACAUGAAGGUUUGCCGAAGGUGCACGUCAUGAACACCUUCUUUCUGCUGUGCCUCGAAAAAGGCUACGACAACGUUCGAGGAUGGACGGGGACGGCAGAUAUAUUCGCUCAAGAUAUCCUGCUCGUCCCCGUCUACAGGGAUUUCCACUGGUGCAUGGCAAUCAUUCAUGUGCGGAAAAGACUCAUCGUUUACGCCGAUUCACUCGGGGGCAGAAAUGAUGAGUGCUUCCGAGCUCUGAUUGAUUACUUGAGCCAAGAAAUGGCGAGCAAACACAAGCGUGAACUCGUACAGAACGAAUGGAACUUCAAGUACGUAGAUCAUCUCCCGAAGCAAGCGAAUGGAUCUGACUGCGGAGUCUUCGCACUGAAGUUCGCAGACUAUGCCGCCCGGAACUCAAGAGUCAAUUUCAGCCAGAGAGAUAUGGCAUAUUUCCGUCAGCGAAUAACUUACGAAAUUCUUCAGGAGGCUAUCCUACCGACCGGGUACGGAGAAAAUUAUUGA
Messenger RNA from Galendromus occidentalis (western predatory mite), 2685 nucleotides. RefSeq lists its product as uncharacterized. NCBI's taxonomy places the organism in Eukaryota, Metazoa, Arthropoda, Arachnida, Mesostigmata, Phytoseiidae. The record is from RefSeq and is a predicted model, not a curated record. The transcript has a single exon. The coding region runs from base 1 to 2685 and encodes 894 amino acids.